Molecule: messenger RNA, 1780 nt
Organism: Cololabis saira (Pacific saury)
Lineage: Eukaryota; Metazoa; Chordata; Actinopteri; Beloniformes; Belonidae
Product: multidrug and toxin extrusion protein 1-like
Exons: 16
Coding region: 1-1704 (567 amino acids)
Biological process (GO): xenobiotic detoxification by transmembrane export across the plasma membrane
Cellular component (GO): membrane
Molecular function (GO): antiporter activity; xenobiotic transmembrane transporter activity
Source: RefSeq, a predicted model, not a curated record
AUGGGUUUAAACAGCCGGGAGGCUUUGAAAUGCUCUGGAGGCGAGGCCACAAACAUCUCCCGCUUCACUUCCUCGGCCGAGAUAAGAGGAGAAGCUCCGGAGGGUGAAACUAGGAAGAUCAGGCUCAGGGCGUCUGUGGACUACAAGAAUGAAAUGUUUCAGAUUGUAAAACUGGCAGGACCCGUGUUCAUUUCACAGUUGAUGAGCUUCUUCAUCGGCUUCGUCAGCAUGGUGUUCUGCGGUCACCUGGGCCGGACGGAGCUGGCGGGGGUGGCGUUAGCGAUAGCAAUUAUAAAUGUCACAGGCCUUUCGAUUGGCUUCGGUUUGGCGUCAGCAUGUGACACUCUCAUCUCCCAGACUUACGGGAGUGGCAACUACAAGCGUGUUGGAGUGAUUCUCCAGAGGGGAGUUUGGAUUCUCCUGCUAGCUUGUUUUCCCUGCUGGGCCGUGCUCAUCAACACUCAGCCGAUCUUGCUGGCUGUGAGGCAGAGCAGGGACGUCGCCAGGUUGGCUCAACUUUAUGUGAAGAUAUUUCUGCCAGCUCUACCAGCUGCCUUCAUGUACCAGCUGCAGGGGAGGUAUCUUCAAAAUCAGGGUAUCAUGUGGCCCCAGGUGAUAACUGGAGCCGCGGGGAAUAUUUUAAAUGUCAUUACCAAUUACGUGUUCCUCGGGCUUCUGGAUCUGGGAGUUGCAGGCUCCGCAGCCGCCAACGCCAUCUCCCAGUACUCCCUGGCUGUGUUGUUGUUCGUGUACAUCUCCUUCAGAGGGCUCCACAAAGCUACAUGGGACGGUUGGUCGAGAGAGUCCCUGCAGGAAUGGGGCUCUUUCCUCCGCCUGGCCAUCCCGAGCAUGCUGAUGUACUGCAUGGAGUGGUGGCUGUACGAGAUCGCAGGGUUCCUGGCAGGCGUCAUCAGCGAGACUGAGCUGGGGGCUCAGUCCAUAGUUUAUGAACUGGCUACUAUUGUUUACAUGUUCCCCACGGGAUUCUCCGUCGCUGCCAGCGUUCGGGUCGGGAACGCUCUCGGCGCCGGGAACACAGAACUGGCCAAGUUGUCCGGCAAGGUCUCCCUCGUCCUGGCAUUUAUUGUCUCGUGUUUCAUUGGAGUGUGUCUGGGUGUAACUAAAGACGUGAUCGGUUACAUUUUCACCACAGAUCAAAACAUCCUUGAAAGGGUGGCUGACGUCAUGAAGAUGUACGGUUUCAUCCACGUUGCCGAGGCCUUUGCAGGAGUGACGGCAGGCAUCGUCAGGGGGGCAGGCAAGCAGGCGAUGGGAGCCCUGUGUAACUUUUUAGGGUACUACUUCGUUGGCUUCCCAAUUGGAGUGUCUUUGAUGUUCCCAGUCAAAAUGGGAAUCGUAGGGAUAUGGAUGGGGCUUUUAAUCUGUGCUUUGUUGCAGUCCGUCAUUUAUGUAAUUUAUCUGUCCCGACUGAACUGGAAUAAAGCCACAGCGGAGGCACAGGAAAGAGCAGGGGUCAGUAUCAUUCAGGACUCUGGUGAAACAUGUGUCCACGCAAAAACCCGUCAGUCCAUCUCUCUGGGUCAGAGAGAGGAGAAACUGGAUGCCGUCGCCGCAAACCAGCAGACGUCACGAGACGUGGCCUUGUCAGGCCGGCAGCUGGUUGUACGACGCGGCCUCGCCGUGCUGCUCAUGUUCGCCAUUCUCGCCGUGGGAGUCAUCGUCAGCGAGCUGCUCGAUAGAUAACUUUCAUUAGACGAAUGAACACUAUUAGACCACAUGUGUGAACCACGACUCAAAGCUGAGACGUCAAGUGUGUUUA